Molecule: messenger RNA, 6073 nt
Organism: Choloepus didactylus (southern two-toed sloth)
Lineage: Eukaryota; Metazoa; Chordata; Mammalia; Pilosa; Megalonychidae
Gene: ADARB2
Product: adenosine deaminase RNA specific B2 (inactive)
Exons: 11
Coding region: 411-2726 (771 amino acids)
Biological process (GO): RNA processing; adenosine to inosine editing
Cellular component (GO): nucleolus; cytoplasm
Molecular function (GO): double-stranded RNA adenosine deaminase activity; tRNA-specific adenosine deaminase activity; double-stranded RNA binding
Source: RefSeq, a predicted model, not a curated record
AACAACUAGCAGAGGUGCAAAAGUAGAAGCCCUGCAUUUAUAGCCCAGAUAAAGAGAGGCAGAACGAAGGAGAGCUACAGGGAGAGCUACAGAGAGCGCUUCAGAUGUGCGAGUCCGUACCUUUUCACAGUUCUUCCUGCCGAUGGAGCACUUAAGCACUCGGGCUCAGAUCAGAGGCACUCAGCCCAGCUGAAAACAAGUGACAGAGAACAAUUAGAGUGAGAGAGAGAGAAAGAGAGAGAGAGAGAGCGCGCGCACUCUUGCUGGAUGACCAGCCCUAAAAAGUGAACCCACUCCCUGAUUUGCAAAAGCAGAAGCCUUAGCAGCAGCGGCAGCAACAACAGCAAGAGCAAAAAAAAGGUGAAAUUAUUUAAGAACUCCUCUCUUUUUCUAUUUAUUGAAUCCCAGCCAUGGCAUCCGUCUUGGGGAACAGCCGAGGGUCCGGAGGACUAAGUAGUCAACUAAAAUGCAAGUCCAAAAGAAGGAGGAGGAGGAGAUCAAAGAGGAAAGACAAAGUAAGCAUAUUGUCAACCUUCAUGGCUCCCUUCAAGUACCUAAGCCCCGGUACCACAAAUACAGAAGAUGAAGACAAUUUAAGUACCAGCAGUGCUGAAGUGAAGGAAAACCGUCACGUGGGCAACCUGGAGACAAAACCACUCCCACCCAGUGACAGGUCAAGAGGAAGUGCACCCAGUAUAAAAAGGAAAAGACCUCUGGAGGAGGGGAAUAGUGGCCAUUUCUGCAAAUUACAACUGAUCUGGAAAAAACUCUCAUGGUCGGUGACGCCAAAGAACGCCCUGGUCCAACUGCAUGAACUGAAGCCAGGUUUGCAGUACAAGAUGGUCUCACAGACAGGCCCAGUGCAUGCCCCUGUCUUUGCAGUGGCCGUGGAAGUCAACGGACUAACAUUUGAGGGCACAGGACCCACCAAAAAGAAAGCCAAGAUGCGCGCAGCCGAGUUGGCACUGAAAUCAUUUGUCCAGUUCCCUAACGCGUGCCAAGCCCACUUUGCCAUGGGAAACAGCAUGAGCCCGUCUACAGACUUCACCUCCGACCAGGCUGAUUUCCCAGAUACCCUGUUCAAGGAGUUUGAGCCAUCCACACCCAGCGAGGAGCUUUCUGGUUGCCACCCUGUGAACACCGAAUUGCUCUCCACCGCCUAUCGACAAGGGAGGUUGCUCUACCACACGUUGGACCUCAUGGGCCAAGCCAAGCCCGGCAAGCACCGGAUGCUCUCCACGGCUGAGGGGGAGAAGAACCCCGUGGUGGUGCUCAAUGAACUCCGCUCGGGGCUGAGGUACGUCUGCCUCUCCGAGACGGUGGAGAAGCAGCACGCCAAGAGUUUUGUGAUGGCAGUGAGAGUGGACGGGAGGACCUUUGAAGGCUCGGGACGUAGCAAGAAGCUGGCCAAGGGCCAGGCGGCACAGGCUGCCCUCCAGGCCCUCUUUAACAUUCGGCUGCCCAGCCACAUUCCCAGCAGGAGUAAAAGGAACCUUUUGCCACAGGCCUGUGAUUUGCAGAUGAAAACAAAAAGAAUUGCAGACUCUACAGUGACGUCUAGAAGCCUAACUCUGAGACUUCAGGAAUUUGCCGAUUCAGUGUAUCAGCUGGUCACACAGAAGUUCCAGGAGUUGACAGUCAACUUGACUUCCAUGCAUGCCCGCCAUAAAGCCCUGGCAGGAAUUGUCAUGACCAAAGGCUUGGAUGUCAGGCAAGCUCAGGUAGUCGCACUGUCAUCAGGCACCAAGUGCAUCAGUGGCGAGUACAUCAACGACCAGGGGCUGGUGGUCAACGACUGCCACGCGGAAAUUGUGGCAAGAAGAGCAUUCGUUUACUUCCUCUACGCGCAGCUGGAGCUGCACCUCAGCAAACGGCGAGAGGACUCGGAUCGAUCAAUAUUUGUGCGGUUGAAAGAGGGAGGCUACAGGCUGAAAGAAAACAUUCUGUUCCAUCUCUACGUGAGCACAUCCCCCUGCGGAGACGCGCGCCUCAACUCCCCAUAUGAAAUCACAACGGACCUAAACAGCAGCAAACAUAUAGUCAGGAAGUUCCGAGGACACCUGCGCACAAAGAUCGAGUCUGGGGAAGGGACCAUCCCUGUCCGGUGCCACAGCGCGGUUCAAACGUGGGACGGCAUCUUGCUGGGGGAGCAGCUUGCCACGAUGUCUUGCACGGACAAGAUUGCCAGAUGGAAUGUUCUGGGAUUACAAGGUGCUCUCCUCUGUCACUUCAUUGAGCCCGUGUACCUCCACAGCAUCAUUGUGGGAAGCCUGCGCCACACGGGCCACCUCUCCCGGGUGAUGGGGCACCGGACUGAAGACAUCGGCCAGCUGCCAGCCUCCUACCGGCAUAACCGACCUCUCCUCAGUGGAGUGAGUAAUGCUGAGGUGCGCCAGCCAGGAAAAUCUCCCCACUUCAGCAUGAACUGGAUUGUGGGUAGUGCAGACCUGGAGAUUAUUAAUGCCACCACAGGGAAGAGAAACUGUGGGAGCUCAUCAAGACUCUGCAAGCAUGCGUUCUCUGCCCGGUGGGCAAGACUUUAUGGUAAGCUGAGCACACGGAUACCAAGCCAUGGAAACAUGCCAUCAAUGUACUGUGAGGCCAAGCUAGGGGCUUAUACCUACCAGUCUGUCAAACAGCAGCUGUUUAAAGCAUUUCAGAAAGCUGGUUUGGGCACCUGGGUGAGGAAACCACCAGAGCAAGAUCAGUUUCUACUAACUCUAUAAAUCAUUAGACUCCUUUGCUAUUCAAUCAGAGUGAAACACCUGGAGAAGGUGAGGGCCGUGUAUGUGUAGAGUGACAUGAUGGUGUUGAUCAGUUCUGUGCAUUCAUUUUCCUUUGGUGUACCAGAAAUAUACAAGUGUUCAAUGUAUGAAAGAGCAACUAAACUUGAACUAGAAACAUGCUGCUUCCCAGAUGGGUGCUCUCCAGCUUGCCAGUACCAAGAACCCUGUCCACCAUACAUAAAGGUACAAGUUCGAUUGAAUUAUCUCCAUCUCUUCUUGAUGGGAUAUCAGAAGGAAAAUUUUCUAUUCAGGCUAGCGGGUCUUAGCUGCAGCCUUGAAAAGUGGUAUUGAAGCAUUUACCAGUUAAAAAUAAACCUCUGGCACCAUUCUGUACCUUUCCCACCCUUUGUCAUGAGCCUCUCUGGCAAAACAUUUGGUUCUCACUGACACAAGUUCAUAUGAUACUUAAAAUAAGCCACAAGUGAAGAGAAAAGCCAUGGGCUUCUCCCCAAAGAAACCACAAAGAAUGCUCUCUUAUUUCCAUUCUUCAUUUAAGUUUUGUACUCCACCUUCUUUCAAAAGCGAUUUGAGAUGCACAAUAUUAAAUCAAACCUAAAGUAGGAAAAGAGAAAUACCAUUCUUGAAAAGCAAAGGAACAGUUACCCAAGGCACCAAUGAGUUUACAAUCUACGAUAUGAAGAAACCAUCUCUAAACUUCCUAAUAAUUGAGUGUUGCAAGCUCACCCAAGCCUAUUUAGUCAAUCACAGCUGUUAAUUUCUUUUGGCAGAUAUUGAUAGCCAUUAAAGCAGUCUGAGUUGUAUAAGGAUAGCUACUAUCCUACCAACAAUCACACUACCAGAUGAUAAGGAAACUGAGUCUUAAACCAAAUUCUGACAUUUUAAACUAAAUUUUUUUUAGAAAGCAAGUGUAAAAUCAUCCAUAACAACCUUUUCUUUAAGUGUGAGGAGCUACCAUCUCCCUGUUCUUUUAGGUGUUCCAAAUACUAUCUUGCAUAACAAAAAAGCAACUUCCCAAAUGCAAGAUUCUUUCAUGUAUAUAGCAAGCAUCAGAUAACCAGAACCCUCCAGUUCACAGCUGGACAUAGGAGCAUCUAGGAAUUUAUCCUAUAGUAUUUUUAUGAGUAAGGAUGCUAGAUUCUUAUGCCCUACCCUUGCAAGAGUGAGAAGCAUCUCUAAAAUAUCUUUAAUCAACCCAUAUAUCUUGGAUUGCUUUAAUUUUACCACUGAGAACUCAUUUCUGACAUUCAUCUUGUCAGUUAGCAGGCCUCUAAUUUCUUCCAUUAAAAAUAUAUAUAUUUGAUAUUUCAUUAUACUAAAUGGAAAGCUUAGUGGUGUCCACCUCUGGAGUGUAUGGGCUUCCUGGUUAGAAUUCCAGCUAACCAUCCUUUGAACACAGGCUUGUCACUUAACCUAAGAAAUGCAAGCCUAAUAUCGCACUGUAUAUAUUCAAGAAUAAAUUACAGAUAUAACAAUGAGGCAAAAACAAAUCAAAUUGGGUUGUAGAUAUUUGUUAUAAUAAGAAUUAGAGACAUUAGUAUGGAAAUAAAAACAUUUCCUGGGAUUUAAUUUAAGGUCAAAUUUAUCACUCAGAGAAUAAAAUGGACACUGUAGUAGACAACUUCUUCAAGAUAAAGUUGUGAAAGAUACGAAAAUGUUCUUUCAAAUAGGUGACUAAUCUUUUACAUAAAAAUUGAGGAAAUGAAAUCUUAAUUAAGUACAAAAGCUAAGAUCAGUCAGUUUAUAUUAUUUUCUGAUCAUUUGACUUCUCACUAGGAUAAAGCUUAGAGAACCAAAAAAUUAACAGCUUAUUUAUGGCUUAGACAUGCUCUCUCAGCUGUCGCUAUCUGGAGCCCUUCUCUGAAAGUAUGAAGGCACAGUCAAUUCCUGUUUGAAAUGUAUGACCUGGACCUUGAAUUACUAACAUUCUGAGCUGUUGCUUAAAGAAGUGUUUGUAUAUUUGAUGUCAAUGUGCUCCAAUUAAUGCUCUUUUCUAUAAUAAAGAAAUAAGCCUUAGCAGCACCUGUCUUAACCACUACAGGAGAGAUGCAGAGUGGAGCAACCUACAAAUGGGCACAGGGCCACCAUUCACAUGCACAUAAAAAUCACUCACCUACCCAAUGAUAAACACUCCUACAAGUCCUGACUGCCAACUAUUUAGUCAUGAUUCAUUUUAUCUAAGGCACUGGAUUUCCAGAAACAACCCAAAUUUCACUAAAAUAUAAAUGUCACCUUCUGGGAAAAGCCACACAUUAACUCCACUCUACCCAUUGGCACUAGCAUAGAGAUUUUUUAGGUCAACAUCAGAUUCCUUGGAAAGAGGGAUUAAGGCACUGCAGGACAAGGUUUAUAGCAAGUAAAAAGUUUUUAAGUCAGUUUGAAGACCUGGAGCUUUGCCAUGGAUGACUUGUUGGUGGAAUGGAGUGGACGAUGGGAGGAGGAAGACGAUCCCAGGCUCUGGUCGUAGAUGUGGAGUGAAAGAGAAAGAGGGUUGAGACAACCAGAGGAAAACAACAUGCUGGGAGGCUGAUGUUUGGGAAAAGCCUGCAAAGAAUGGGAAAUAUAGACAGGGAUUUAAGGGAGAGAAUGAAAGCAUACAACACAUUCUCUGAAGCAAACAAGUAGCCAAACUGUUCUACCUGUGGGCUAAGAAGAGGUCAGGUCACAGGAUUCUCAUGUAGCAUCCAGUGUAGCUAGAGGCAACAGGCCAUGUCAUCCCAAAAACAAAAAGCCUAGUGGAGGAAGCCUAAGGAUUUUGCUCUCAGCUUCAAAGUCCAAAAGAAUAUCCCAACACUACUUUUAGGCUGGGUCUAUCUUCCAUUUCUGAUUGAUGAAUUAAGAGUCUUAAGAGUAAGCUUCAUAUGCCUUACCACCUGAGGUUUCUGUAAAGAGGACAAAACACCAGCAAGGGAUUUAUAACUUUAAGUCACCCUAAAAAUAUAUGUGAGCAAAACAAAAGGAAGAGUCACAGCAAAUAAAAUCAGGGGAUAUCCAGGCACCUAAAUUAUUCUAAUUGCCCCUCUAUCCAUCUUAAUUUGACUCAAAAUUACCAUCCUGUAUCUCUGUGAGCUUCAUAGCACCUAGCGGCUCAAAGUCCUUUGUUUUAAGAUUUUCUGUAUUCUAUAUUUACACCUAUUAGCCCUACUACAAAAGUCUAAAUAAAGUCAACAGCACCUUUAUAUGCCUCCAUAUCAUACAUUGCUUUCCAAUUGGGAAGAUAAGCAAUUUAAGGUUUCUUGACAUGUUCUUAGGCAAAAAUAAAAAAAAAAAAGAAAUCAGAGUAUGAUCAUUUGUGAGCUUUGUCACAGGAACUGAGUCCAGAAGAAAAA